UGCGGUUGUGCCAGCUACGACGUGGAUUUAGGUCGUUAUCUUUGAGGUGCUCGAAGCUCAUUUGAAUUCAAGCCAAGAGCUAAUUGCGGCAGUGGGCAGAAAUGAAGUGCCUGAUAGUGUUCGGGGUGAUUGUGGCCGUGUUGGGAGCCUUUGUCGGCUACGGCUACUUGGUGUUCUCGGAGCUGACACGUCCGCUACCGAAGCCGGAGUUCAGCGACAGCACGUACUGGGGUCCCGGCGAGGCCAAAAACUAUGUGCCCGACAAGAAGAUCUACGAGUUCCGGCUGGACGUGCCACAGGCGGAGAUCGAGGAUCUGCGCCAGCAACUGAAUCGCACCCUGCGGCUCGCCGAGCCACUCGACGGGAUCGCGUUCGAGUACGGUUUCAACUCCUAUGCCUUGGACCAGUUUGUUGAGUACUGGCGCGACAAGUAUCUGACCAAAUGGGAUGAACGCCAGGAGCUGUUCAACAAAUUCAAGCAGUACACCACCGAGAUCCAGGGCCUGAAUAUUCACUUUAUUCGCGAGAAGGCUAGCGCGGAGGCAGCCGCCAAGAAGCAUGUCUAUCCUCUGCUGCUGCUGCACGGCUGGCCGGGAUCGGUGCGUGAGUUCUACGACAUUAUUCCCAUGCUGACCAACGACCAGAACGUGACGGACUAUGCCUUCGAGGUGGUGGCUCCCUCCCUGGUGGGCUACGGAUGGUCUGAUGCUGCCACUCGUCCCGGAUUCAAUGCCGCCGAAAUGGCCACCGUGAUGAGGAACCUGAUGCUGCGUCUGGGCCACAAUAAGUUCUUCAUUCAGGGCGGCGACUGGGGCAGCAUCAUCGGCAGCAACCUGGCCACCCUCUAUCCGGAGAACGUGAUCGGCUAUCACUCCAACAUGUGCGUCCUCAACUCGCCGUUGGCCAUCCUCAAGGGAAUCUAUGGCACCUACUUCUCGGAAAAGAUUAUUCCCUCUCGUUUCUUCUACGACCACCACUUCCCCGUGUGGGACAAGUACGCGGACCUGCUGCGGGAGAGCGGCUACUUCCAUAUCCAGGCCACCAAGCCGGACACCAUUGGUGCUGCCCUCGCCACCAGCCCGGUGGGCCUGGCCGCCUACAUCCUCGAGAAGUUCCAGUACUGCACCAAUCCCGGCAUGCAGCAGGACUUUGGGGCCAUCGUCACCGUCUUUGGCCUCGAGCCGGUGCUGGACAACCUCAUGGUCUACUACCUGACCAACUCGAUCACCACUGCGGUCCGUUUCUACGCGGAGAACGUGUCCAAGGCGUACCGCGAUCUGCAGCUGGACCGAGUGCCCACGCCCGUGCCCAUGGGCUGCUCUCGUUUCCGCUACGAUCUGCCCUCCGUCACGGACUGGCAGCUGCGCGACAAGUUCCCCAACCUGAAGCACUCCAUGUACUUCCAGCAGGGCAGCCACUUUGCCGCCAUGGAGAUGCCUGCCAUGCUGUACCAGGAUUUCACCGCCUUCGUUGGCAAGAUCGGUCUCCACGGUGAGAAGCCAAAAUAAAGUAGUUUUUUUCUAUGAUUAGCAAA
Drosophila persimilis is the source of this 1534-nucleotide messenger RNA. It is a transcript of the gene Jheh3, whose product is annotated as juvenile hormone epoxide hydrolase 1. Gene Ontology annotation, molecular function: epoxide hydrolase activity. Lineage: Eukaryota; Metazoa; Arthropoda; Insecta; Diptera; Drosophilidae. Gene Ontology annotation, biological process: epoxide metabolic process. The transcript is spliced from 3 exons. The record is from RefSeq and is a predicted model, not a curated record. The coding region runs from base 102 to 1508 and encodes 468 amino acids.